Molecule: messenger RNA, 1238 nt
Organism: Erigeron canadensis
Lineage: Eukaryota; Viridiplantae; Streptophyta; Magnoliopsida; Asterales; Asteraceae
Product: ATP-dependent Clp protease proteolytic subunit 6, chloroplastic
Exons: 9
Coding region: 55-915 (286 amino acids)
Biological process (GO): protein quality control for misfolded or incompletely synthesized proteins
Cellular component (GO): endopeptidase Clp complex
Molecular function (GO): ATP-dependent peptidase activity; ATPase binding; serine-type endopeptidase activity
Source: RefSeq, a predicted model, not a curated record
CUUCCAAUUUCAUUCUAUUCUAUUCUAUGUGUAACAGCAACAGCAACAACAACAAUGGCAGCAGCAUCCGCCAUAUCGUCAUCAACUGCCACUUUAUCCAACAACAUUUCUCACCAUAUUAAACAACUUCCUUCUUCUUCUUCUUCCUCACCUUUUAUUUCUCAACGAAGAAGCUCAAAGUUGAAAUCAAUAGUUUGUGCGUUACCUGGUCCAUAUACUGAUUCUUCUAAAUUUGGGUUAUCAAGUAAAGCACAAAACUUGGAGUUAAUGCCCGAGGAAAUGAACAUACAUACUCCUAUCACUUCAAGUUACGGUCCAAUUGUAGCAAGAAGAGGGGCUCCGCCACCUAUAAUGCCUGCUGUCUUGACUCCUGGGGGACCUUUGGAUCUUUCUACAGUAUUGUUCAGGAAUCGUAUAAUAUUUGUUGGGCAGCCAAUCAACUCACAGGUAGCCCAGAGAGUUAUAUCACAACUUGUUACAUUGGCCACAAUAGAUGAGAACGCAGAUAUCCUGGUAUAUGUGAAUUGUCCUGGUGGGAGCACCUACUCUGUGUUGGCAAUUUAUGAUUGCAUGUCUUGGAUUAAACCUAAAGUUGGUACAGUGUGUUUUGGAGUUGCUGCAAGCGAAGGAGCGCUUCUUCUUGCGGGUGGAGAGAAGGGUAUGCGAUACGCGAUGCCAAAUGCACGUAUCAUGAUACAUCAACCACAAAGUGGAUGUGGGGGUCAUGUUGAGGAUGUAAGGCGCCAAGUUAACGAAGCUGUUCAGUCUCGCCAUAAAAUUGACUUGAUGUACUCCGCGUUUACUGGCCAACCCCUAGAGAAAGUGCAACAAUACACAGAGAGGGACCGUUUCCUAUCUGUUUCAGAGGCAUUGGAAUUUGGGCUCAUUGAUGGGAUACUUGAAACAGAAUACUAAAUUGAUAGGAAAAACGUCAUUGUGCGUGCAAUGACUAUAAUGAUUUGGAAAGCGUCACAUUGGUGAUGUGGCAUGCGACAGGACUUCAAGUUGGAAGUCCAUCUUUGAUACCAAAGUUGCAAACUUAAUAUAAACAAUUAUGUAUCCACACUCAAAACAGUCAAUUAUCUAGUGGGAUCUUUCUUGUUUCAGAUUUAAAUGUUAGGGAUGUUCCACAUACAAUGUACCUGCUAUUGGUCUGUUACAGAAUGUCCUUGUUUACAAGGGACAGUUAUAUUGUAAUGUAGUUCUGUGAUUAAUGGCUUAGCCCUUAUUAAUCCUCA